UUUAAUAGCUGUUGAUUUUUUGACAGGUGCAUGCAGUAUUUAUUGAAGAGUUGACUAGAUUCUAUAUAAUCUAUAAUAAAAGCCACUCCAACAAAGAACUUAGUUUUCUGUCCUGAAUUCUCAGAAUUUUGAUGAGCUGUGUUGUUUUGUAGGUUUUAUUCAGAUGAAGUUGUUUGCAGUAUCCCUUUCUAAAGCUGGUGUCAUAAUAUUAUUGCUUCUUGGGUUCAUUACAUCAUGUUUCAGUCAGUUUGACUUGGAAGGCACGUUCACACCACACCCUGGAAACUUCACUGUGGUCCUUGGAGAGAAUGUUACCUUCUAUUCAACCUUCAGCGACACAUCUCCUUAUAUUGAACUAUCGUGGAUUGUUGUUUUGGCUAGUGGCACCCGUUACGCCUCUUCUAGUCCCAGCGACGCUGCUAACAUUCGUCAAUUGGGAAUUGUUUUGAAUGAUACAGAAAACUCUCUAACAAUACCGGCGAGAAUGGAUAUGAAUAACACUAUUGUUGUACGACAUGCUGAUGAUGGACUUGCAAGUGCAUUCAGCUAUCAUGGAAGUCUGACAGUUCUAGGACCCCCCUCCCCUCCUGAGCCGGUGAUAACAGCUGUCAACAGCACCCUCCUCCACGUGAGCUGGCCUCCGCCCUUCACCUGGACCAACCACUCCAUCACACACUACAACAUCACCCUCACCAACACCAAUGAAGGUACUACACUCUAUUGGCAUAGCAACGAGACGAGCUUCCCGCUGAGUGGGGUGGGAGGAUGUGAUGUGCUGGUGGUGAACGUGACAGCUAGUAGCGACAUCGGGGAGGGGCAAGUAGGACAAGUCACAGGGGGAUUCCCUAUACCACCUGCACAAUUUGAGCUGAUGGAUUGCAAUACAUGCAAGGUCACUUAUACAAAGUACGGCAGUCCAAUGUAUACCAUCAGGUUCAAGUUGCCUAAUGUCUGCUCGUACCAAGCCGGGUCAUAUCAAGUGUGGCUAUACGGACAUACCACCAUUGGAGACGAGUUCAAACUUGGAUCAGAGACAGCUUACACAACCAGUGACACCAUCCAGCCCCUCACAAUAGAAGUGAACUCUAUCCUUAUGCUCAACCACUCCUAUACUAUUGUGGUGACAGUCAGUAACAUUGCUGGAAGUACAUCAACCAACGUCACAUUCAGUACCGAUUACCAAUUCCCUCUCCUCAACUCUUCAGUGACAGACCCAGAGAAUCCAGGUGGUGUAAACAUCCCUGUACUGAUCGGUGGUGUUACGAUAGCUGUUAUUGUGGUUACCAUGGUGCUUGUGGUUUUCGUGGUGGUGAUACUGCUGUUGUACAAGAGAAAAAGACGCUAUGGAGGUUCCAAAAAAAGCGCUGAGGAAGUAAAUUAUAACUACAGCAUUAAAAAUCACAAUGAAACGUUUUCUGUUGUGUCUCAGUUAAAAAGAAAUGAUUCAGAAGCAUAUGAGACGGCAGGAGACAAACCUCACGUCUCUCCCCAUCUGUAUGAUGAGAUCACCCAAACCAAACAGCUAGCAACAGAGCUAUAAAUUAAAACAGGGACAUUGCGAAUGUGUAUGCAUGUAUAAUUAUACAGUUAUCAAAGUUUACAACUGUUUAUUUUUCCUAUAAUUUUAUACUACUGGUGUUCUUUAUAAUUAUGAAUGUGUGAUGUGUUGAUGGUUGAGAUAGCCUGCAUGUGCAGUUUUACCAAUUUACC
Messenger RNA from Halichondria panicea, 1710 nucleotides. RefSeq lists its product as uncharacterized. The coding region runs from base 164 to 1540 and encodes 458 amino acids. Gene Ontology annotation, molecular function: protein binding. Lineage: Eukaryota; Metazoa; Porifera; Demospongiae; Suberitida; Halichondriidae. The record is from RefSeq and is a predicted model, not a curated record. The transcript has 9 exons.